This is a messenger RNA of Mercenaria mercenaria, 2885 nucleotides long. Its product is annotated as T-complex protein 1 subunit theta-like. Gene Ontology annotation, molecular function: ATP hydrolysis activity; ATP binding; ATP-dependent protein folding chaperone. NCBI's taxonomy places the organism in Eukaryota, Metazoa, Mollusca, Bivalvia, Venerida, Veneridae. Gene Ontology annotation, cellular component: chaperonin-containing T-complex. Gene Ontology annotation, biological process: protein folding. The transcript is spliced from 14 exons. The coding region runs from base 62 to 1699 and encodes 545 amino acids. The record is from RefSeq and is a predicted model, not a curated record.
CUGAACGUAUUCUUCCGUAAAAGAUAUAGUAACCAAGUACUCCACAAACAGAUUAGCGAACAUGGCGAUGCACGUUCCGAAAGCUCCGGGCUUUGCCCAAAUGUUAAAGGAUGGGGCGAAGCAUUAUUCUGGUUUAGACGAAGCUGUCUACAGAAAUAUCGAUGCAUGUAAGGAGUUGUCAAAGACCACCAGAUCUGCAUUUGGACCUCUUGGGCAGAACAAGAUGGUUAUCAACCACCUAGAGAAGCUGUUUGUUACAAAUGAUGCAGCUACAAUUCUAAAUGAACUUGAGGUUCAACAUCCAGCAGCCAAGAUGCUAGUUCUUGCAACACAACAACAGGAACAGGAAGUAGGAGAUGGAACCAACUUUGUGCUGGUGUUUGCUGGUGCCCUGCUCGAACAUGCUGAAAUGUUACUUAGAAUGGGCCUGUCCGUUACUGAGGUCACAGAAGGUUACGAGUUUGCUUCAAAGAAAGCUCUUGAAAUUCUUCCAGAUUUGGUAUGUGAACAACAGAAAGACUUACGUGACAGAACACAAGUUGCGCGUGCCAUCAAAACAUCUUUAAUGAGCAAACAGUAUGGAAAUGAAGAUUUCCUUGCAAAGUUAGUCGCUGAUGCAUGUGUGUCAAUAAUGUCAGAGAAAGUCACAUUUAAUGUAGACAACAUCCGUGUCAGUAAAAUUUUGGGUGCAGGUGUUCUCCAGUCUUCACUUGUACAAGGUAUGGUGUUCCGACGAGCUGUUGAAGGAGAGGUAACCAAGGCCAGCAAAUGUAAAAUAGCAGUAUACUCGUGUCCACUGGAUAUUAUGCAAACAGAAACUAAGGGUACAGUUCUAAUAAAGAGUGCUAAUGAACUUGUAGACUUCAGUCAAGGAGAAGAAAAUCUAGUGGAACAACAAAUCAAAGCAAUAGCAGAUACUGGUUGUACUGUGAUUGUUGCCGGAGGUAAAGUUGGUGAGAUGGCACAACAUUUCUGUAAUAAAUACAAAAUCCUCAUUCUCAGACUCAUGUCAAAAUGGGACCUGCGAAGGUUGUGUAAGGCUGUUGGAGCUACACCACUUCCCAGAGUUACUCCACCUACCCCAGAAGAGUCUGGUUACUGUGAUAACGUAUAUGUGGAUGAAGUUGGCGACACUCCUGUUAUAGUCUUCAGACAAGAUAAAGAAGAGAGUGCCAUCACAACCAUCAUGAUCCGAGGUUCUACAGACAAUAUCAUGGAUGAUAUGGAGAGAGCGAUCAACGACGGUGUUAACACAUUUAAAGCCCUAACCAGAGAUAACAAAUUGGUACCCGGCGCAGGGGCCACUGAGAUAGAGCUUGCAAAGCAGAUUACCACGCUGGGAGAAAGUACACCAGGUUUAGAGCAGUAUGCCAUCAAGAAGUAUGCAGAGGCAUUGGAAGUAGUUCCAAGAACUAUAGCUGAAAAUGCAGGAGUAAAGGCAACUGAAGUAUUAUCACUGUUGUAUGCAGCCCAUCAGGAAGGAAAGAAAAAUGUUGGUGUUGAUAUUGAGGCUCAAGGUGCUGGUGUAACAGACGCAGCAGAGAAGGGAUUAUUUGACCUAUACCUCGCUAAAUACUGGGGUCUCAAGUUUGCCACCGCAGCUGCUUGUACUGUUCUUAAAGUAGACCAGAUUAUCAUGGCAAGGGCAGCAGGUGGUCCUAAAGCACGAGGACCUGGAGCACGGGAUGAAGACGAUUAAUGCUCAUUUCAUAUAGGUAUAAGUAGGUCAUAGCAGGAACUUUAUAGUGGAAGAUCACAAAGGACAGAGGUUGUCUCAAAGAUUUGGCAAGCCAACUCACACUGUCACAGAAAAUCAUGAAACUAAUGCAGAUAUUUUCACAGCAAAUUAUAAAGAUUAUUUUAGCUUGCCCAGAGUGAGCACAUACUGUAACCGAUUUUCUCUGAAAGUAUUUACUUAAUACUGUCUCUUAAGCACUUUUCAGAUUUUUUAUUCUGUUUGACAAGGAGGAUCAAGUGAUUAAUUAUAAUGAGUUAUGCAGUUUUUGAAUCUUUGUAAAAUGUUUAAAUUAAUUAACUGCAGUCUUCUUUUAAUUGAUUAUAAAAUAUACACAAUUAUUGUCAAGUUAUUUGGUACAGCAUUAUUUUGUUUAAAAGUCUUACUAAUAACCAAACAUUCUAAUUAGAGCAUUUUUCUUAAAACUUCUUUUUUAUGUAAAACUAAGUCAGUAGCUUAUACAGAAAAUUAGACUAGGAACAUGAAAAAAGCUGAGAAUGUCAUUCAGAAACGGACUUGCUUAUAGGGAAAUAUUGAGUGUACAAAUUAGUAUGAUAUUGGGUAUUAUAUUGACUUUGUGGCUGUGUAUUUUGUGUAAAUAAUCGAACAACAUUUCUUUUUGUUUCUCCUCAAACUAACAUUUUGAUGUGUUCAGAAACUCAUUUAGUGUAUAAGAAAUUAAAUUUUUGUUCCACAGCAUUAUCGUACUUCAAAAUCCAUAAAAUUAGAUGCUUUUAUACAUGACCAAAACAGAUGUUGCCUUAUUAGAAAUUAGUGGUAAUUAAAAAAAAAAAAAAAACAAGUUUUUUUGUAAUCUGGAAGUUAACAUAUUACAUGGAAAACAUGUAUGUAAGAAAGCUAAAAACCAGUAUAUAAAGCUUUUCUAUUUGACAUCAUGUUUAAUGAAUUUUUAUGUUAGAGACGGCAGUAGUUAUGUUUAUGAAAAGAUCUUUAUUGUCUAUAUUAUGUGCUAUACCUUUUGUUUGUUUUGAAAAGAACAAAGUGGCUGUUUGUUUUACAUGAUGUUUUGUGAGUGUGAUUUCUGCAUUUUCUCAUUUUUCAUAAUUCUUUAUUUAUACAGCUUUUAUACAUAAAACUGCUCUUGUAAAUGUCGCUAAUAUUGACUGAGUAAAUGAAAUUCUGAAAUCCA